Molecule: messenger RNA, 4870 nt
Organism: Acanthaster planci (crown-of-thorns starfish)
Lineage: Eukaryota; Metazoa; Echinodermata; Asteroidea; Valvatida; Acanthasteridae
Gene: ano7
Product: anoctamin 7
Biological process (GO): chloride transmembrane transport
Cellular component (GO): plasma membrane
Molecular function (GO): protein dimerization activity; chloride channel activity
Source: RefSeq, a predicted model, not a curated record
GGCCCAGCCCGCAAGUUAAGGAAAGGCGCGGCGGCUAUAUGCAUUUACUACUACUUGUGGUGACAGUAAAUCCUGCGCUGCGUAAUUUGUCGCGUCAUGAAUAAGCCAUUCAUGCACAUUCUUUUCAUAUUGAAAUUCCAUUAGUUUCUCAUCUGGAAGUUCCUUUCUGCUGUGAACCAAACGGUAUUUCGUGGUGGCUGGGGGGCCUGGUCCUGUCGAUUGCCAGGUGAGCCUACUUAGGCCAACGUUAGGACGGUAAUGUCGCAGAGAAACGGUCAUACCGCAAGCAGUCGCGGUGGCGCUGACGGACUGACUAACUCAGCCAUCGCAAUGGACAACUACGGAUCGACAGAUGAAACGACCACUUUUGCCAAUUCUGAGUACCUGGAUGGUGAUGAAGACGAAGGAGUGCCCGUUGAGUUCAGUGUUCGCAAAGCCAACGAUGAUCCUGGCACAUACUUCAAUGAUGGCAAGAGAAAAAUUGAUUUCGUGAUAGUUCUCGAGGAGGAGAAGCUGUCGGAGAAGCAGAAACAGAAGAAGGCGAGAGAAGAGCAGGAGCGUAUAGAGAAGAACCUGCCCCCUGAGGAAGAUGAGUCAGUCCAGCAGGAGGCAUGGCGCAAGAAGUUCCUGGACAACCUGAGAAGGUAUGGCCUGGAGAUUGAGCUGGACGUGGCUGAAAGCGACAAGAAGACGAUAACAUACUACAAGCUUCACGCACCGUGGAGCGUGCUGGAAUUCUUUGCCGAAGAGCUGAAUUUCAGGGCUCCGUUACAGAUCUACUCAGGAACAGCGAGUGAUUUACCUGGAGCUGAUGCCCACACCAAUCCCAGCUCCAACUGGUCGGCACGAAUGCUGAAGAAGGUGCACAUUCCCAACAUCAUGCAGAACAACGUACCCAACAAGCCGCUGGACUUCUUCACUUGUACCUUCAAGAGGUCCAAGUUGCACAAGUUCUUGGGCAGUGAGAACAAGGAAACAUUCUUCUCUAACACGGAGCGCACCCGUGUGGUGAAUGAGAUCCUCCAGAGCUGCACCUACGGCAAGCGGCGUCGGGCCGAGAUUGGCAUCGACCGGCUGCUGGAGGAGGAUGUCUUUCAGGCUGCCUACCCACUCCACGACGGCACGGAGGAGUUGCCGAAAGGCAACUUGGUGAGCGACGAAGACUUGAACAAGCGGCAGAUUCUGUAUAAAUACUGGGCUCGCUGGGGCUGCUGGUAUAAGUACCAGCCAUUGGACCACAUCAGGGAGUACUUUGGAGAGAAGAUUGGGAUAUACUUCGCCUGGCUUGGUUUCUACACGGGCUGGCUCUUACCUUCUUCUGUGGUCGGCGUGCUGGUCUUCCUGUAUGGAAUGAUCACUGUGAACUUCAAUGUUCCUGCGCGUGAGCUGUGUGACAGUGGCGGUGAAUUCAAGAUGUGCCCGUUGUGCGACGAAGAAAUUGGCUGCACCUUCUGGAACUUGUCGGAUACGUGCAUGCAAGCAGAGGUUGCCUAUCUCUUUGAUCAUCCAGGGACCCUUUUCUUCGCCAUCUUCAUGUCGUUCUGGGCCGUGUCUUUCCUGGAGUACUGGAAGCGUAAGCAGGCUAGUCUCGCCCACCAUUGGGAUGUCAUGGACUUUGAAGAGGAAGAGGAGAGGCCACGGCCAGAGUUUGCCGCCAAGGCCCCCAUGAUGGAGAAGAACCCGAUCACGGGCAUCAUGGAGCCCUACUUCCCUGAGGAUUUGCGGAAGAAGAGAUGGUUGACUGGGGUUGGCAUCCUGUGUGGAAUGGUGGUCCUGGUGCUGAUCUUCAUGGUUGGUGUGAUCAUGUACCGCGUCCUGAUCGACAUACCGCUGUCCCAGAAUGCACUGCUGAGGAACGAGUCGCAGAGCAUCGCCAGCAUGUCCAGCGCCGUUGUCAACCUGAUUCUGAUCAUGGUCCUGGGUCAGGUCUAUCAGACUUUGGCCGGAAUCCUGAAUGACUGGGAGAUGCACCGUACCCAGACGGAGCACGAGGACAACCUGACCUUCAAGGUCUUCAUCUUCCAAUUCAUGAACUUUUUCUCGUCCAUCUUCUACAUUGCCUUCUUCAAGGGGAAGUUUGUGGGCUACCCAGGCAAUUACACUAAGAUCUUUGGUCUUCGCAACGAGGCCUGCAGCAAUGGCGGGUGCCUGGUGGAGCUGGCGCAGCAGCUCCUGGUCAUCAUGGUCGGCAAACAGAUCAUCAACAACUGCCAGGAGGUUGCCAUUCCCAAACUAAAGCAGUGUUGGCUCCGUUACAAGUUGCGUGGUUCACUUGGCGACCGUGAGAGCAAACGAUGGGAGGCAGACUACCAGCUGGUACCCAAUGAGGGACUGUUUGAGGAGUAUCUGGAAAUGGUGAUCCAGUUUGGCUUCAUCACGGUGUUUGUGGCAGCCUUCCCGUUGGCUCCCCUCUUCGCCCUGCUGAACAACUGGAUCGAGAUCCGCCUGGAUGGGUCCAAGUACGUCUGCGAGGUCCGCCGCUCGGUGGCGGACAGGGCCCAGGACAUUGGCAUCUGGUAUAACAUCCUGGAGUUCAUCGCUAACCUAGCCGUCAUCAGCAAUGCAUUCUUGAUCGCCUUCACCUCCGAGCUCCUGCCGCGGUUGAUGUAUCAGUACCAAUAUCGCUUCGACAUGAAAGGAUACGUCAACUUCACGUUGGCGUACGCUCCCAAUGGUUCCACUUCGGAGCCCUGCAGAUAUAAAGACUUCCGCGAUCCCGAGGGAAACCACACAAUAUUCUACUAUCAACUGCUGGCUGUCAAACUGGCCUUUGUCAUCAUCUUCGAGCAUUUUGUCUUUGGCAUUGGUCGCUUCAUUGACUUUGCCGUGCCUGACGUCCCAGAGACUUUGGAGAUUAAGAUCAAGCGAGAGGCAUACCUCGCCAAGCAGGCACUGCAAGAGAUACAGGCUGAUGAGAAUCCUUCCAAACUCACUCCAAACCUAACGGUGCAGGCUGACUAACACUCAAGCACACUCACAGCUCUUAAAAGGGCAUUUGUACUCACGAUACGACUAUGAUUUGCUUUCAAGUAAUGGCAAGCGACAAGUUCUUUGGAGGCCAACUGGACAAUGCACUACAGGGCUGGAUUCAAGUACACAUAUUCUACUGCUUCAGAAUACCUACGUCUGUUUUCAUUUACUCAACAUCUGGACAUACAUUGUAUGCAAGGAAUCGUGGUACCAAUAACAUCUCGAGAUAUGGUUUGCUGAAACUUGGAGAGUAGGUAGUUUCGGCAGAUCGCAAGUUCUGUUGCAACUGCCAUUUUGUAUUAUUUCUGUCCUGAUUUUUGGUGUAAGUUGCCUAACUAGUGUGUACACUAGUACACUAAAAUGUAAAAUUUUAGGCUUUUCUUUUGGGGGAUUGGGAUACUUGCAGUAGCUCAAAAUAGGUCGCAAUUCACGAUACAGUGCACCGUGGCGACUUUUCUAUGGCCUUGCGUAGGGGCUCCAUGUAUGACCAACAGUUCUGUAGUUGAGUCCAUCACAAGUCCCUUCAAGUCCACCACAAGUCAUCAGAUGUAAAGCCAGGCAGCAGGUGAUCCUGUGCUAUCGUUAACAAUUUCUGCUGCUUAUAACUAGACCUGCAAAAGAACUUGGACUUGCGGUAGACCCGACUACUUGUUUCAGGCAGUGGUGGUGGUGUGUGUAUGAUUAACUUUGCCAAUUAUCUUUCAGUGGUCACAAAAUGUACUCCAUGAAUAAAAGACUAGGUCAAGUAGACCUGUUUUGACUUUUUUUCCCUUAGAAAGACAAGAUUUUCCACAGGGGAAGAUCAAUAUAUCCAUUAUCACACAUUUCAUGUUAUGCGUAUGAUUUUGUAAGUCUAUUUUCCUAAUCUUCCUAGAAAAAAAUGUGACUAGACCACUGUGUAAGAAAUGAAGCCAGUCUUCCAUAUUACAUCUGCAUAAUGCAAUGGAUUUGUUAAGAUUUAUUCUGGUGGUGGGAGUGGUUUAGACUGUUCUCCCUCCACAUAUUUCAAUGGAGUGGUCAGGAAUCGGUGCAUUGCUUUACUGGUCUGUACAUCAGAGGACGGCCAACAAAGCAAUCUAGAACCGUUGAAAUUCUUUACAUGGGGAUCAGCAGUGUAAGACACUACCCUCGCUCACCUCCGUUACAUAGAGAACACAGCAGCACCUUCCAUAUUCAGCCAAGGUGGGACAAGUGUACAAAGAUAUGGUGUGAAUGUCUGCACUGAUGGCAUGUAAACAUACCGCGUACUUUACAACUGAGCAGUGUUUCAUACUAUAUAAAUUUCAUUCUUUGAACAGUUUGGAUGUUACUUGAGCACCUAUCUUCUCUUUCUUAGUAUAUAAGUAUUUGCUGUUACUAAAUACUUUGUGUACUAGUUUAUGCAUGGGGCAAAACUUACUGGCAAUAGUAUACAGGUUUACUAAUGUACAGUGUAAUAUAUUUUGUAUUUAUUUAUAGUAUUUCUAGAUGAAACCUAAAUUCUAUAGUAGUAGAAAUGGUGUAUGUUAUGUUGGACACAAGGUUGUUUAUAUAUAUCGAAGAAAAACCAAGUUUAUGUUUUAUUUUGAUUUUUUAUUUAUUCAUUUAAUUUCUUUUUUAAUUUUGUUUCUUUAAUUUUACUUAAGGUAAAGGAAAUAAAGGGAAUGUCUGUGUAAGGUGACCUUUACAUGUACCUGCAAAACUGUCCCAAGAAGAUAUAAAAAUGAAUCAAGUUGAGUUCCUAACAAAAUAUAGUAGUCACUCAGCCAUCCAGGACUGUUGUUUUUCCAAUACAUAUACAACACUUGUACUAUUUGUGAUAUUUACAGUUUCCUAAUUCCAGGGGUUUUGAUUUUCAUUUUGUUGUUGUUGGUAUUUUGUUGUGGGUGUGUCACAGUGUUGUAGUCGAGACCACUUAAGA